Artibeus jamaicensis (Jamaican fruit-eating bat) is the source of this 2899-nucleotide messenger RNA. RefSeq names its product OTU deubiquitinase with linear linkage specificity (gene OTULIN). Gene Ontology annotation, biological process: protein linear deubiquitination. The transcript is spliced from 7 exons. NCBI's taxonomy places the organism in Eukaryota, Metazoa, Chordata, Mammalia, Chiroptera, Phyllostomidae. The record is from RefSeq and is a predicted model, not a curated record. Gene Ontology annotation, molecular function: cysteine-type deubiquitinase activity. Bases 137 to 1171 code for a protein of 344 amino acids.
CGCGCGGAAGCGGUCUGUGCACUCUUGGAACCAAGCAGGCGGCGUUGGGGGCGGCAGUUGCUUCAGUCGGGCGCCCUGACAAUAAGGGCCCUGGAUCGCUCGGAGGCGCUGACCUCCUGCCGUCGCAGGCGGCCCCAUGAGUCGGGGGACCAUGCCCCAGCCUGGAGCAUGGCCAGGCACAAGCGGUGCGGAGAAGUUGGUGCGGGAGGCGGCGGCCGCGUCUCCUAGCCCCGCCAGAGUCGUAGUGCUGAGCCAGGCGGACCAUGAGGAGGACAUAUACCGCUCGGAUGAUGAAAUAAAAAAGGAGAAAGAAUUACCUAUACAUGAAAGAGGGUUACCAGAACCUAGAUUAAGUGUAGCUCCUGAAGUGGAUAUCAUGGACUACUGCAAAAAGGAAUGGAGGGGAAAUACAGAAAAUGCCACAUGUAUGAAAAAGGGCUACGAAGAGGUAUCUCAGAAGUUCACCUCCAUAAGGCAAGUCCGCGGAGAUAAUUUCUGUGCGCUGAGGGCCACGCUGUUCCAGGCCAUGAGCCAGCCGGCAGCGCUGCCCUCCUGGCUGCAGGCUCCGGACCUCACGCUGUUACCAGAAAAACUCAUAAACAGAUACAGCUGGAUCAAGCAGUGGAAACUUGGACUGAAAUUUGAGGGGAAGAGCGAGGACCUAGUUGAUAAAAUUAAGGAGUCCCUCACUCUGCUAAGGAAGAAGUGGGCAGGCUUGGCUGAACUGAGAACUGCUGAAGCAAGACAGGCGGCUUGUGAUGAAUUGUUCACAAAUGAAGAGGAAGAAUAUAGCCUUUACGAAGCUGUAAAGUUUUUAAUGCUAAACAGAGCCAUUGAACUGUAUGAUGAUAAAGAGAAGGGAAAAGAAGUACCAUUUUUCUCUGUGCUUCUGUUUGCUCGGGACACAUCAAGUGACCCUGGACAGCUACUGAGGAACCAUCUAAACCAGGUGGGACACACUGGUGGCCUUGAACAGGUUGAAAUGUUCCUUCUCGCCUACGCUGUGCGCCACACCAUCCAGGUGUACCGGCUCUCCAAGUACAGCACUGAAGAGUUCAUCACAGUCUACCCCACAGACCCACCCAGGGACUGGCCGGUGGUGACCCUGAUCACCGAGGACGAUCGGCACUACAACAUCCCCGUCCGAGUGUGUGAGGAGACCAGUCUGUGAGGGCCUUGCACCUGGACAGUCUGGCCUUGGGGCCACGGUGUGCAGGCAGCUCCUCGGCUCGGGCCUCGGCCUGCUGGGCUCCUAGGGUGACUUACGGGAGCUCUUGUGCCCUGUGAGCCAAGCUGGCCUGAGGAGUUCUGAAGACUAGCUUUGGAUAAUGAGUUAACCAAGUUUUUCCCUCAUUAUGAAGCAAUAUGUUGUACCGGGUGCCUUCAGAGCACAUUUGUUGGAAGGUGCAGACUAUAUCUUUUCCAUAAAACAAAUACUUUUGUAAAAAGAGACUUAUUUUGGAGAGGAAUAUGUUCUUUAUAUCUCAACUCAAACUUUCUCUAAUAGUCAGCUGGCUUUUGAUUUUUUUUUUUUAAGAUAGUAAUUUUUUUGUUUUGCUGGUAGUGGGUCUCUGUGAUGCCCUUGCUACACUGUCUGCUUACUUGGCCUGAUUCUGGGACGGAGUCUUUUAAUGGCACAGGCUGAAUGUCCUCUGCUAGUCCCAUCAAGUAGUGGUUUGGAUUUACGUACUAAUUAAACCAAUUCUAGACAGAGCAUUUAAUAGAAGGUUAAGAAUUGAGCCCAAAAGCGAGUUAUUUAAAGGCUGGAGAAGGUGCUGGGGUAGGAGGGAGGUGGCAGCACCUGGAAAUCCCUGCUCUUUAAGGACCUGAUCGGUGCCUGAGGCAGUGGACACACCAGGUCUGGUGCGGGGCGCAGGUGGUGCUCUGUGAGCCGGGGGAGUGCUGCCUGUGGCUGACUGAGCUCUCAGUCGGGAGCUGUUUAUUAUUCUGCAGCCCACAGGUUCACUGUUACGGUCAGAACAGUGCUCAGAUCCAGCUGCUUUGUCAGAGAAGGAGACCAAAGUUGAAUGACUGCAGCCACUCAUCUGACUUCAGGGGUGGGAUGAACUAGGUCCAGGUCUUCCUGUGCCCUUUUCAUGCCUUUUUUUUCCCCCCCAGAUUCAUGAAACUCCUCUGCUGGUAGGGAACAAGUAACAGCAGAGUGCCUGAGGUUUCUCAUGAGUCAGCUUAAGCAGGAGCGUGUGCUAGAACUGGGUGCAAAAGUGUGGCUGAGCUGUGUCUGCCCCUGACUGGGUUCCGGAGGCCUGAGGGAGGCAGUGUUCUGGCUGCAAGCGCUGCUGCAGGGCCUCGGGCAGCCUGGCAGAGCACGGUCGGCCUCGGCCUGAAUCGUCCACCCCCGGGAGACGGGGCCGCGGGCACUGUUCUCAGGAGCCAGGCGCGUCCUCUUCCGGGCAGUGCCAGCGGCACCCGCCUGGGCUCGGAGGUGAUGCCGCCCCGAAGUGUUGAGCUUUAGUUUAGAAUAACUUAAAUCUUUAUUUGGUCCAAUGUAAUAAAAUUUAUAAACUAUCUAAUUGUUUUCUUUCAGAGGGACAGUCUUUUUCUUUCUUUAACCUAAGCUUUGCUUUCAUUUAAAAAUUAAAAUUCUUAGUUGAGAAAACUCGACACACAAAACUGUGCAGAUCGUUACGUUAGUGCUUUCCCUGUGACCUCACCGUGAGCACCGCAGUUCGGUGAUGCCGACUCACUGGGUCAGACUCUGCUCCAAACGUGGGGGCAGUGGAGAGGCUUGUGUUUCGCACUGUGACAUGCAGUGGUGCCUUGGACAAGAGGUGCCCAGAAGCCAAAUUGAAGUCAUCAGAAUGACUGCCUGUUGGCUUCGAUGCUGCAUUUUAGUAUUUGUGACAUAACAGGAGAUACAUACCAUUCAUUCUUAAAUAUU